This is a messenger RNA of Lymnaea stagnalis (great pond snail), 270 nucleotides long. NCBI's taxonomy places the organism in Eukaryota, Metazoa, Mollusca, Gastropoda, Lymnaeidae. The record is from the annotation of a GenBank genome assembly.
AUGCGUCCGCGGCGAGGACUGGGUCGAACGUCGUGCAUGUUGCUGGCCAUCAACCUCGUUUUCAUCUUCACCUUCACACCAUUCAUGGCGCUGGAGUUGUUCAAGGCCGCAAAACCGGAUGUAGUUCACGCCAUGAGCGAGGUUCCGCUGGCCAUCUUCAAUCUGUUCCUGAAGUCUCAUCUGCUGAACAGUGCAGCCAAUCCCAUCGUCUACAGCUUGUGUGAUGUCAGUUUUAGACGACAGUGUCGUCAGUUCCUCAAAAGACGAUAG